This is a messenger RNA of Drosophila erecta, 1113 nucleotides long. RefSeq lists its product as uncharacterized. The transcript has 3 exons. NCBI's taxonomy places the organism in Eukaryota, Metazoa, Arthropoda, Insecta, Diptera, Drosophilidae. The coding region runs from base 592 to 798 and encodes 68 amino acids. The record is from RefSeq and is a predicted model, not a curated record.
UCCGGCUGCUGGUCCACGGCAUGCUGGGAACUUUCCGCAUCCUGGCAUCCUGCGAGGGAUUCAUUCAUCAGUAGAACAAACGCCGUCUGAUGGAGUAGGUGCGCUAGUGACACAGAGUGAACCGGACCGAACGGAUGCUCCAAAAGGCGACAUUCCCGUCUUGUUUGGCGCCAUAUUUACUAGGACCAAUCGGAGUCGGCAGCUCUGCAUUUGCGUGACUGCGUGUGUGCGCGAGAUAGUCCUGUUUUUGGACCCGAUUGUUUGUGUAACUUCGCGCGCUUUUGUGUCUUAUAUACCAACGGGUCGGAAAAUUGGGUACCAAAAAAAGGGAUUUGAAAAGGCGUGAGAUUUGCGGCCAGCUGCUGGACGACUGCCAGCGCACUGAAAUCUUAAUUAGCCAUUUAAUGGCAGUUGGCACACAACAAAGCCCGAUGCAGCAGCAUUUGCAGCAGGAACCGUAGCCCAUCCAACGCCGAUCAGCUUGAGUGUUUUAUGGUCCCGCAGUGGCAGCCAAAGCCCUAACAUACAACAUACAACUAAAAGCAGCAGGAAGUAUUAGCACGCGCCAAGGAAACAAAGCAAUCUACAAAGAUGGCCGGCGGCGGCAGGACAGCCGGCAAAUACGGAUAUUCGGACAACAAUUAUUACAGUGGUCACUCGUACAAGAGCAUCAACGAUGAGAUUAUACUGGUCAGCAUCAUCAUGGGCAUCACCAUACUGGUCCUCAUCACCAUCGCCCUGUGCUACAUUGCGUAUGAGAAGUGCCAGAAGAAGCGGGAGUACUAUAUCAACGCCUAGAGGGUGCUCCGGUGUCCCCACCGGAAUUUGAGACCCCAGAAUGGGGCUCCUUUCAUCCUCUGUCUUUGUUAUCCUCUGCAGUGGGAGGCAGUGCAAGGCCAAAUGUCAACACGGUCUGCGACAAUGUUGACGUUGACGAUUUAGUUGGCCAACAAAAAUAACCCAGAGAGGCUGCAUCCAACCGCCGGCCUGCGUUUUCUUCCAGCCCCAACCCAACUUCCAGCCCAAACAACCAGCAGACACGUACCCAAAUCGGAAACCAGUGGCAUUUUUGUGCUGCUUAAACGUUCCGCCAUCUCCGUUGGCUUGGCCACA